Messenger RNA from Neocloeon triangulifer, 6740 nucleotides. Its product is annotated as lutropin-choriogonadotropic hormone receptor-like. Gene Ontology annotation, cellular component: membrane. The transcript has 18 exons. Bases 525 to 3791 code for a protein of 1088 amino acids. Lineage: Eukaryota; Metazoa; Arthropoda; Insecta; Ephemeroptera; Baetidae. The record is from RefSeq and is a predicted model, not a curated record. Gene Ontology annotation, molecular function: G protein-coupled receptor activity; protein binding; protein-hormone receptor activity. Gene Ontology annotation, biological process: G protein-coupled receptor signaling pathway.
CGGUGCAGUUCAAUUCAAGACUUCAAAAGCACCUGCACGGAGAAACCGAGCGCGAUGCAAGAGACUGCUCGAGGAAAAAUUAAGGUGCAGCAGGAAAGCCAAGAGUCGUGGAGUCGAGCUGCAGUUUUUCGAUAACAGGAAAUCAUCGUUUAAAAAAGGCUCACUCGGAGGUGUACUCGAGGCAGCAGCGGGCAGAGCGCUGUGCUCGCGAAAAUAAUGUGAUGUAAUAAAAUAACAGCGAGCGCAGAGCAGAGCAGACUUGGGAAAGAAAGUGCAGAGACGGCUGGUGCGAGGGCGCGACCACUUGCAGCGCGGUGCCACUCACUCGCGCUCGGUCUCUCACUUUGGCUCCGGGCGAUACACCGCGAUAGUGGGCUGGGAGUAGGAGAAGGAGCGAGAAGACAGAAGACAGCCAUGACCCAUUAUUGGCAGCAGAGCCUCCUCCGAUGAGCAGCGCCGACUCGGAGCUGCUGGACGCCGCCGACUGCAUGGCCGAAUAGACCCUCACUCGGGCCACUCACGGGAUGGCGGCCAAAUGGCCGACUGCUGUGCUGCUCGUGCUGGCGGUGGCCGCCUCCGCUGCCGCCGCCGCCGCCACCGACCGCCCCCUCGACUCGUCGCAGCCGUGCGACGGCCUCUGCAGGUGCCGACCGGACACCAAGCAGGUCACGUGCCGCAUGGCCGGCCUCGACAGGGUGCCUUCGGUCACCAGCCGCGUGCCAGCCGUCCGAAAGCUGGACUUGACUGGGAACAACGUCACCUUCGUGGCCAAGGGGGACAUGGACGGCCUGGCUACCUUGGAAGAAUUGAAUCUCCGCAAAAACCACUUAUGGGGAAUUGAAGUGGGUGCUUUUGUUGGAUUGGAGAACUUGAAAAUUUUAGAUCUAGAUGAUAAUUAUUUGACGGAAAUUCCUCAAGCCGUGGUGGAGCUUCCAGUGUUAAAGCAUUUAUCCCUGUCUAACAAUAAGAUAAAAGUAAUCCAGCUCGGCACACUACAAAAAAUACCUCGACUUCUAGUGCUUGAGCUCAGAGGCAAUCCCAUGAACUAUCUUCACCCUGAUGCAUUUUCUGGACUUAUGUUCAUGAAAAAACUAAUACUGUCUGAUGCACGAAAUCUGACCACUUUUCCAAACUUGAACGGAACCAGCAGUUUAGAAACACUGACCAUCGAGAGAGCAUCUCUGCUAGACGUACCUUCUAACCUUUGUACCCUCGCUCCUAAGUUGAAAGCUUUGGAUCUGAGUACAAAUGAUUUGACCCAAAUUCCUCAACUCAGUGAGUGCAAAGAGCUCAGAAUUUUAGAGCUCUCUAAGAAUCAGAUUGAAAGCGUGGAAUCUCACCCAUUUUCUGCUCUUGUGCAACUGCACGAUUUACUCUUGGCUCACAACAAGAUCAAAUUUUUGCCCCAGGAUGCAUUUAAAGGACUAUCAAAACUGCAAGUUUUAGACCUUGAAGGAAACGGCAUCGAGAGCAUUCAUCCCGAAACAUUCAUUCCAUUAUCCAAUUUGGAGGAUCUGAACUUGGGCAUCAACAAAUUUGCACAUCUGCCCGAGCAAGGACUCAGCAACCUUCUGCACCUGAAAACCUUCAACAACCCGAAUCUCAGGGAGUUCCCAGGUCCCCAGCAUUUCCCACGCAUCUUAACCUUGGUGCUCUCGUACGCUUACCACUGCUGUGCAUUUCAACCCCCUGACGAAGAGGACCUCGACUCUCUGGACCAAAACAAAGUUGUUUUCGAUGACACAGUCAUCUUCCCUGGUUCCGGAUCCAAUUUUGACUUUGGCCUGUGGAAUUCUAGUGACUCCGAGCUCUGGCCCAAACUCAAAAAUCUCACCGACAAAUUCGGUCCUGAUAUUGCCAAAAUACUCGAGUCAUUUGGCCCCGAUGUAACAUACCCGAGCAACCUUCCAGCUUAUAUGGAAGAAUACUAUGAAGAGCAUGUUGGUGCCAAGAAACACGGUCGAGUUCAUUGUCUUCCAUUACCAGGGCCGUUUUUGCCCUGCCAUGAUUUAUUCGACUGGUGGACGCUGAGAUGCGGUGUGUGGAUAGUCUUUUUGCUCGCAAUGCUUGGCAACGGCACUGUAGUUUUUGUGCUCACAUUCUCCCGAAGCAAAAUGGACGUGCCAAGAUUUCUGGUCUGCAACCUGGCCAUGGCUGACUUUUUCAUGGGCCUUUAUCUUGGCUUUUUAGCAGUGGUAGAUGCUUCGACCCUAGGCGAAUUUCGCAAGUACGCAAUUCCGUGGCAAAUGUCUUUUGGGUGCCAACUGGCCGGCUUCCUUGGCGUGCUCAGCUGUGAGCUGUCAGUUUACACGCUAGCGGUGAUAACUCUCGAACGGAACUACGCCAUCACCCAUGCCAUGCACCUCAACAAAAGGCUUUCGUUGAAGCACGCUGGCUACAUAAUGCUGGCCGGCUGGACCUUUUCCCUCUCCAUGGCCAUUCUUCCUCUUGUCGGUGGCAUCUCCGAUUACCGCAAAUUUGCAGUGUGUCUUCCCUUCGAGACCACUGGAACUGCUUCCUUGGCCUAUGUCGUAUUUUUGAUGUUCAUCAACGGAGUUGCUUUUCUCAUCCUGAUGGGCUGCUACCUGAAGAUGUACUGUGCCAUCCGUGGCUCUCAGGCUUGGAACUCUAAUGACUCACGCAUUGCAAAAAGAAUGGCCCUUCUCGUCUUCACUGACUUCAUUUGCUGGUCACCCAUUGCAUUCUUUUCACUGACAGCAGCUUUUGGUCUUCAACUCAUCUCUCUCGAGCAGGCCAAAGUCUUCACCGUGUUCAUCCUUCCGCUGAACUCCUGCUGCAAUCCCUUCCUCUAUGCCAUUCUAACAAAGCAAUUCAAGAAGGACUGCGUCCUCAUCUGCAAGGCCAUUGAAGAAUCUCGUGUGACCAGGGGCAUUGGCCGCUGCCGCCACAGCUCCAACUUCAGCAACAGGCAGACUCCAGCCAACACCAACAGCCUUGUUGAUCGCUCUUCUCGAGAACAUGCUCCUUGCGCCUGCUCUGCCAUGAACAUUGCAUCACCUACGGUCAAGCUGCUUGCACAAAAUCCACGAAUGCAGCGCAUUGAACUGGCCUCACCGAACAGAAACUCGCCAACUAGGAUAUGGAUCAUGGACAAGGUGUCUUGGCUGCUUUGCCACAAAGAUGCUCCUUUGGAACGGAACGACCAAUAUGCAUACCAGAUAGCAGAAAUUCAACAGAAGCAACACAAGCGUGCGUCCUCUGUCUCAAGCGAGAACUUCAGCUCGUCAAGGUCUGACUCUUGGAGAAACGCACACCACAGAUGCGGCAUUCCCUUGCGACUUCUAGAUCCAAAGCGCAGAUCAUCAUGGGCUGUCACAAGAAAAACAUCACAAGAGUCGAACCUGUCCAGCUCUCGAAAUGAUUCAGCCACAUCAGCAUCAACCUCAACGUGGCGCAUGUCCCGCUCCUCUGCCUCAGGCAGCGAGUCGUAUGUUGUGCCAAAAGCUCGCGCGUCAGUCCCAGCAGCUGCCCAUCCGUCCCCACUGCAGCCGCUGCUGCCACCGUCGAGCGGCGCCGAGCCAGUGGUCGUGCCAGCCAAGACGAAGCCUCGACUCACAAGGCAAAGCGCCGUUUCACAUUCAGAACUGUGCGACGAGACCGGCGGGUCCUCGAGGGGUCUCUUGGUGCGCCACUUGGCCACAAUACCUUCAGCCGCCGAGAGCACGGAGAUCGGUGUUGGCGCUGACCUUGUCAGUGGCGCCUCUACCUCAACAAACAGUCAGCUGGAGCCUAGUCACAAAGAUUCAAUUAACGACGACAGCAUUGCUUAGGUUAUUUAUUUAUGCCAAGCCAAGAUUUGCUUGACAGCUGCAAUUGUUGCUUUCACCUGGUUGAUUGAAAUGAUAGAGGGGCGAGAAAGAACAAAAUGUUUAUCGGGAGGUUGAGGCAGAUUAAUUGUGUUACUACAAUUGCGCACUUCAUGUAAUAUCCAUGGCACUUAGGAAGGUUGCUGUAUGGCAAGACUACAAUGCUGCGAGGUCGCUCUUUCAUCCCUGGUAAUGAAAUGCCUGAAAUGAAGUUCAUUUGCUUUUUGACGGACCAGUUGGUCAAGCCAUAUUGAUUUUUUAUUACAUACGUCUUUGCUUUAAUAAGUGAUAGUUUCAGCCAAUAUUUUUACUGAUUGUUGAACAACUCACAGACUGCUGUAUUUGCCAUAUUUUACUAUUCCACUUGAAUUUUGUUUAACAGAGCUCAUUGAUAACUGCGUGCAUUAUUUCUAAUUAAAAACAGUUUUGGGCAUUUUCAAUCAUCAGGGAGAGUUAAUGUGGGUCACCAAAAUGACAUUUUUGGAAUGUGAUGUAAGGAAUUAAACAAUUAUAAAAGGUGCCAAUAUGCUUAAUGAUAAAAAAAAACAGCUAGUUUGUAUCAAGUGGUGGUUUCUAUCUGUUCAUCCUUGUGGCCAUAGAUAUUAUAUGCUUGUAUACAACUUAUUUAACUUCAUUUGUUCAGACUUGUAUUAUAAUUUAAACAAAUUUAAUUUGGCUAUUCAAAUGAAAGGUUUCAAAGAAAUCUUCAAAAAUUUGCUUAUUUUGUUUUGACCUUCUGUGAAGUGGUGUCCUAAAUGACAUUUCUAACUUAUAUUCCCUAUUUAUAAAUCCCUUUUUAACCAAUUUGUUAAUACUUUUUUGUGCCGUGAUGAUAAAUAUGAUGUAAUUAAUUAUUACAAAUGCCAUUAUAUGUAUUUAGAGAGAGAGAAAGCAAGCUUAAAUGCUCUGCCUAACGGUUUUAACUGAAAUGAACAGGAUAACGUCCAAAUUAGACAAUGAAAUUUUAGAGCAAAUAUUAUACUGACGACACAAUUAAGUGUGUGCUAUUUUGGCGGUGAAGCGUAAAACCAGUGAAUAAGUUAUAGAAAUCUGUAGCAGCUUUCAAUCGUAGUUUGUCAUAACAAAUUUUAACCAAAAUCUGUAAAAGGGGUGCAAAACGUUUUUUUGUAAGAUUACUCUAUUGUCUGGACCAGGGCAGCCGUUGUUGUAUUAUUGUUCCGUUAAAGCUCGUAGGGAUUGGCUCAAUUUUGACACUAGAUGACAAGUUGAAUACAAAUAAAAUCCCCUGGCUCAUGAAAUAUUAAACAAUAUGUGGCGCAAUAGGAUAGGCGAACAGGUCCAGACUGAUGAUAUAAAUUGUUCGCCAUACAUGAGCUGAACAUUUGGCAGCAUUUGAUGGCAGUGCUGGGCAGCAUUUUGAUCAAGUAGAAAUUGGUGUUUGUGUAUUUUGUUGCAAACAUAUAAUGCUAUUAUUAUAUGCUUACAAAUAACGAAAUCACAAAAAUAUUGAAUACCAAGCAAAAAAAAUGACAAAUCGCCCAUUUAGCAAUCAGUUUUUUGUGAUCAAUAAUGUAUAUUGUGUCAAGAUCAUGUUCAGUUGCUUAAAUAUUGUGCUUUUUCAUGUUUAGAAAUUACUUAGUUUCAGUCUGGUCCUGUUCUUUUUGUGGGCAGAAACAAAAUGUACAAGAAAAGUGUUAAUCAUGCGUCCUUCUUAACUAAGUAAGGCCUUAUUUAUUGCUGUUUUAACAAUAUAUAUUCUAAUGUUAUAAAGUAUAUAUUAUGAAAUAUGUGAUGCUGACAUCUAGCAAAUUCUUUUCUGAAAGUUUACAAAACUUCUUACUUCUUAAUCCACACUCAAAGCGCAACGGUCACAAUUUUUUUUAAAAUUUUUUGAAGAUUGAAUUUUGAAUUUCUGGCAAUGAUCCCUUUAUGAAAAUGUGCAAAGGACGCUUUGCAGUCUUGUUAUUUGAUUGCAAGCGCGCAUCCCCUAAUAGCACAAAAUACUAACUUAAUUUGAUGGUUUUUCAAGUUUGUGAUAAUUUUGUCGCACAUCUUAAAAUUCUAUUGAGCAUUCUUUACACUACUGAUGUGCUUUGCAGUUUUCAUUAUAUAUAUUAAAAAAUACAAUUACAAUGUUCGGGAUAUUAAAAUUUCAUUACAAACGCUUCAUACCAUAAUGCCGUUGAUUUGGUCACGUGUCACACAAUUCAAUCGAUGAUAAACUUUUGCAUUGAAAUAGCUGGACUAGUUGAGAUUAAUUGCAGUAGGCUGUCAUUGUCAGCAAGUAGGAAAAAAUUUUGGGCCUAUUCCCAAGGAUAUUAAUUAUACUAUAAAAAAAAUGUGUAUGUUCAUAUAUAUACAUAAUAUUUAUUAAUGUUCUAUUUAUGAAACUAGCAAGAGCAGGCCGUGACAUGAAUAAAAAAAAAUGCCUAAAUUUCUCUCUUGCCAAUAAAGGCUGAUAAAAUAUUGAUUGAGAGCCACAAUAAUAAUUUCGAUUCGCACUUGUCUGCAAUUUUUAUGCUGUGUAUGUGCAUUUUGAUGAAAAUAUAUAUAGAACGUACUACUACACAGGAGCGAAGAAAUAUUUAAGGGAGUUGCACUGCAUUUAAAAGAAACCCAAUUGGACGAUUAUUUUACUUUCCUGAUGUGUUUGUAACUUUUUGAUUCUCCCUUUUAGUGGUAUUUUGUUUGUAUCUUUUCACGUUCGGAUUUAUUUGAACUUAUUGUAAUCUUUAUGACAUUAUUGAUUAUUUGUAAAAUUACCACAUUCUUGUAUUGUCUGAAUUAUGUGAGGUAACGUUUAAAAUUCACAAAUGCCAAUUACAUACAUGUUCCCAUAACUAUAGUGCUGCAGUGUUUUUAGCGUUUAGUUAAAUUAAAAAUGGAUAAAAUAGCAAGUAGCUGCGCUAAAAUGUAUUUAUCUACUAAAAUUAUUAAAGUUUUGUUGCAGAA